Messenger RNA from Microthlaspi erraticum, 855 nucleotides. The record is from the annotation of a GenBank genome assembly. Lineage: Eukaryota; Viridiplantae; Streptophyta; Magnoliopsida; Brassicales; Brassicaceae.
AUGAAUUGCAGCCAAACACUCGGAAACAACAACACCAACAAGUACCAGAUCUGCGAGGAGAUUGGCCGUGGACGCUUCGGCACCGUCUCUCGCGUCUACGCUCCGGCCACCGGUGAUUUCUUCGCCUGCAAAACCAUCGACAAGAGCUCCCUCACCGAUGCUCUCGACCGCGCCUGCAUCGACAACGAGCCCAAGCUCAUGGCUCUCCUCGGAAACCACCCAAACAUCGUCCAAAUCCACGAUCUCAUCGACACUGAUUCCACUCUCUCCAUCUACAUGGAGCUCGUCGAUCCCUCCGUCUCGAUCUACGACACUCUCAUCUCCUCCGGCACUUUCUCCGAGUCCCAGGCGGCGGUUUUCGCCAAACAGAUUCUCCAGGCGCUUUCGCAUUGCCACAGAUACGGCGUCGUUCACAGGGACAUCAAGCCGGAGAACAUUUUGGUCGAUCUGCGCAACGAUUCCGUUAAGAUCUGCGAUUUCGGGUCCGGGAUUUGGCUGGGCGAGGGCGACACCACCGAAGGCGUCGUGGGAACGCCGUAUUACGUGGCGCCGGAGGUUCUGAUGGGGUACUCGUACGGCGAGAAGGUCGAUGUUUGGAGCGCGGGCGUCGUUUUGUACACUAUGCUCGCCGGAGCUCCCCCGUUUUACGGCGAGACUGCAGAGGAGAUUUUCGAAGCUGUGCUCCGAGGAAACCUGAGGUUCCCGCCUAAGCUUUUCAGGGGAGUUUCAUCGUUGGCUAAAGACUUCUUGAGGAAGAUGAUUUGUAAAGAUCCUUCUCGGAGACUCUCAGCCGAACAAGCUCUCAGGCACCCAUGGAUUCAGAGAGCAGGAGAAACAGAGGAAAGAUUCAUCUGA